AUCAUUAAUCUGUGCUCAGUACGUUUCCAGAAAAUGGUCGGUUUGUGUGUCGAUGUCUGACACGUACUUCGCAAAAAAUCGUAAAUAAUCUUAAUAAAGUUUAUCAUGCUGUGGUGACUGAUUUCUAAUUUUCACUAACACAAAACCAAGACACUAAAAAUGGAGUUUCGCGAAACAUUAUUAGCUGCUCAACGAAAUCAACAACAGAAGUCAUCUGAAAGUUAUUAUUACAAAGCACGGUUUGAUCCACCUAAAAAGGAACAAAAGGUAAAAGAUAAACUUUCAGCAAACAUACAAAAGUUUCUGGCAAAAAAAGAAGAGGAAGAGAAACAGAAACAGUUGGAGGCUCAAAGGAAGCGCGAGGAGCUGAUUGCUAUGCGUGAUCCAAAAGCGUUACGGAAGAUUCAAAAGACUCUCAAAGUAAUUAAAUCUGCCAAUAAGUCUGUAUUAGAAGAUGCAGUUGAUAGAAAUGACACUGCUGUCACUCGGGAUGGACCUGAUCAACCUGAUCAAGAUGAUUAUGGUUAUGUGUCCCAGGAGGCGACUGCCCUGUAUGAGAAAAUGAUGGAGAAGUAUAGUAAAAUUCCUGAUGAACCAAAAUUUUCUACUAAAACAAAUUCAGUAAGCAAAGAUCUCAAUGGCACAAGGGAAAGAGUCAAAAAUGCUUUGCAACAUGAAGAUGAACCAGUGCCACAUAAAAGGAGACGAAGGGGUGAUAAUGAUAAGGAACUAAGUCCACCUCUGAAAUACGAGCCAGAAAAGAAAAAAGAUGAGAAAACGGAGAAGCCAAAAAUACGAAAGCCGGCCCCACCACCAAUGGACUUCAAUCAACUACUUAAACUUGCGGAGAAAAAGAAAAGUGAACCAAUAGAUGUAGUUGCAAAGAAACAAAUAUCUGAGCCAGAACCUGACCGCUUAAUGACAAAGAAGCAGAAGAAAGAUUAUGAAGAUGAAAUGGCUCGUCGUCAGCGACGGCAGGAGCGGAUUGAAGCAGAGAAAGGAGCGUCGCGGAAAGCCCCAAAAGAUGAUAAGCCAGUGGAAAGAGAAAAGAAAAUGGAUUCCAGUGGUAUCGGGCGGAUACCAAAGAUUGGUGAUAAAAACUCUGCUAAUCAAAGAAAUGAAAACUCCAAACCUCUUGAAAGAGAAAAAGAACGCGUUCCAAGUGACAAGGAAAAGGCUGAAAGACUUCAACGGGAGAAAGAGAGAGCUAGAUUAGAAAAACAUAAAGCAGAAAGAGAAAAAGAGCGACUAGAUAGGGAAAGGUUAGAAAAACUAAAAGCUGAGAGAGAGAAAAUUGACAGGGACAUAGAGCGACUAAAUAGAGAUAGGGAUAGAUUAGAAAAAACUAAAUCCAAAUUGGAAGGUAAAAGUUCAACUGAAAGGUUGAGCAAGCCUGUGAAUAGUUCAGUAGAUAGAUCAAAGUUAAUUGCUAGACAACAACCGCUGAAGCAAGAUGUGAAGAAAAGUAUAGAUUUAAAGAGUCAAAACACAUAUCGGAUAGAUAAAAAUCAAACAGAGAAGAAGAUUUCAAUUCCAAGUAAAAGUGGUGAUACAAGACAGAGUAACGGUUACGGCCCGCAAGGGAAACCUGCGCCUAAGACAAAUAAAGAGUUGCCACAACGGAAUGAUAGGGAUAAAGUUUUACAAGCUAAACAAAAGAUGCUCAGUAAUGUACCAAGCAAAAGUAAUGGCCAUGUGAGGCCCGAGGGUGCCAAACGCUUGCAAGAGACUGGCAGAGAAAUGCCGGCUAAAAGGCCAGAGGACAAGAAAACAGUGCCAAAUUCAAAAUUGUCAGCAGGACCGAGUAAGCCAAGUAUUGGGAACAGCUUUGACUUUGAUAAACAUGUAAAUUCCAUUGGUAAGAACGGUGGGCGUCAGUUCCCGCCCGGCGACGUGCGGAGAAAACCUCGCCCUGAUGACUUGAAGCGUAAGAAACGUCGUGCGGUAGACUCAGAAUCUGACUACGACUCAGAAAUGGAUGAUUUUAUCGAUGACGGAGAUGAGAACAUAGAUUAUUCAACGCACAUCAAGGAGAUAUUUGGUUACGACAAAUCUAAGUACCGAGACAUGGACGACGACGAUGAUCCAAUGAUGGAAUCUAGUUUUGCUCGGCAACAAAGAGAAGAAUACAUUAGCAAAAAAAUUGGUAUUAUGGAAGAUUUGGAGGAUAUGCGCAUGGAAGCAAUGGAGAAAAAGAAAUCUAAGAAGAGACGAAUUAGUGACGAUUGAAAGAAACGAUAAUUCGCAUGCAUCGGACCAAGAUUAUAACAAUAAUUUGCUUUAUGUAUUGUGAAGUCGUACAAUUAAACUACCCGCGAGUGAAUGGCCGAAGCCGAAAAAUGUGAUUUUUUUUUUGUAUGAAUAAGAGUUUAUUACAUAAUUAUACUAUACAUACGCUGACUUAACAAGACAACUUAACUGUACAGAUAAUUAUUUUGUUAAUUUAAGGGUAUUUUGGUUAAAUAUAAGGUGCAGGCCAUAGAUAUAGAACCUAUAGACGAAGUGUUUCAUACAAAUUUGACAUCUAAUCGACAAUCGAUUUUUGAAAUGUCAUUUUG
This is a messenger RNA of Papilio machaon (common yellow swallowtail), 2558 nucleotides long. Its product is annotated as protein SPT2 homolog. Bases 160 to 2229 code for a protein of 689 amino acids. Gene Ontology annotation, biological process: regulation of DNA-templated transcription; nucleosome assembly. Gene Ontology annotation, cellular component: nucleolus. The transcript has 8 exons. The record is from RefSeq and is a predicted model, not a curated record. Lineage: Eukaryota; Metazoa; Arthropoda; Insecta; Lepidoptera; Papilionidae. Gene Ontology annotation, molecular function: DNA binding; histone binding.